Dioscorea cayenensis subsp. rotundata (Guinea yam) is the source of this 1637-nucleotide messenger RNA. Its product is annotated as polygalacturonase At1g48100-like. The coding region runs from base 17 to 1396 and encodes 459 amino acids. Lineage: Eukaryota; Viridiplantae; Streptophyta; Magnoliopsida; Dioscoreales; Dioscoreaceae. The record is from RefSeq and is a predicted model, not a curated record. The transcript has 7 exons. Gene Ontology annotation, molecular function: polygalacturonase activity. Gene Ontology annotation, biological process: carbohydrate metabolic process.
UAACAUACUUGAAAACAUGACUAUGUUUACUGUAAAAUUCUUUUCUUUUCUCCUCAUUCUUCUCUUCAUUCUUAGUUCUACUUUUCAAGUCUGUGAGGCGAGAAAAGGUGACCUCCAUUCAAGCAGUACAACAAAACCGAAACCGAAACCAAAACCAAAACCGGAACCGGAACCGAAACCAAGUCCACCCCCUGAACCAAGCCCACAGCCUUCAAAAAAGUUCAAUGUACUAGAUUUCGGCGCGAAGGGGAAUGGAAUUUCCGAUGAUACUAAGGCAUUCCAAUCUGCAUGGGCAGCUGCUUGCAAAGUUCAAUCAUCAACAGUCCUAGUUCCUUCUGAUUCCAAGUUCUUAGUAGGUCCAAUCUCUUUUGCCGGUCCUGAUUGCCAACCUAACAUAGUGUUUCAGUUGGAUGGAACCAUUAUUGCGCCGACAAGCUCGAAAGCUUGGAACUCAGGUAUCUUACAAUGGCUUGAGUUCACAAAGCUCAAAGACAUCACAAUACAAGGCAGUGGUACAAUAGAAGGCCAAGGAAGCACCUGGUGGAGUAGUUCAUAUCUCAAUGAUAAUUUGGCAGGAAAGGAGACACACAGCAAACCAACAGCAUUAAGGUUUUAUGGUAGCUAUAAUGUUAAGGUUACAGGGAUUAGAAUCCAGAACAGUCCUCAGUGUCACCUCAAGUUUGAUAACUGUGAAAUAUUAGAGGUCUCCAACAUCACUCUAUCUUCACCUGGAGACAGCCCCAACACUGAUGGAAUCCAUCUUCAGAACUCCAGAGAUGCUGUUAUCCAUCACAGUGAUCUUGCCUGUGGAGAUGACUGCAUCUCCAUCCAAACAGGAUGCUCCAACAUCAUGGUGCAUGAUGUUAACUGUGGACCAGGCCAUGGAAUCAGCAUUGGAGGUCUUGGCAAGGACAAGACCAAAGCCUGUGUCUCCAAUGUCACUGUUCAGGAUGUUCACUUUGCCAACACCUUAACUGGUGUCAGAAUCAAGUCAUGGCAGGGUGGUUCAGGGUUAGCAAAGAACAUCAAAUUCACAAAUGUUCAGGUCUCACAAGUUGAGAUGCCAAUUGUGAUUGAUCAGUAUUAUUGUGAUGGGAAAAGUUCAUGCAAGAACCAAACAUCAGCGGUAGCAUUGUCAGGAAUCACAUAUGAGAAAAUUAAAGGGACUUAUACUGUAAAACCAGUGCACUUAGCUUGCAGUGAUAGUUCACCAUGUUUAGCCAUCUCCUUGACUGACAUUGAGCUCGAACCGAUUAACAAAGGGUUAGAGAUGUCUGGGCCGUUCUGUUGGCAGGCUUACGGAGCAACACACCGCCCGACGGUCCCACCGAUUGAUUGUUUGCUCGAAAGCAAGACGGCGAGUUACAAGAUGAAUACUGACCAAGAUUCUUGCUAACAAAAAUGCAUGAGCAUAACAAUAAGAAUAAGAGUGCUGUUUGUGUGUGCGCUGUAGAAUGUAUGGAGUUUGAUAGAUGUAUGUAUACAUUGUGAAAAAUACCCGGGGGCAUGCAUGUAUUGGUGUGACAAUUGUGAUUGGAUGCAUAUGUAUUGGUGUGCAUGUGUAUUGGUGUGACAAGGUUGCAUAUGUAUUAGUGUGCAUGUUUUAUUAGUUUAAUAAUAGAAUAUCUUUGGCUCCA